UUCAUUUGCAUUAUAUUUUACAGUGACGACUAUUACACUCUGGACAACGCCACCUCUGAAUACACCUAUGAGUAUGACUAUGAGGAUUUUGCACCAUGCAAGUAUGACAGACACAGCGCUGUUUUCCUGCCUGUGUUUUAUUCCCUGCUCUUCGUGUUCGGGGUAAUCAGCAAUGGCCUCGUUGUGUGGGUCAUGUUGAUGUCUGUGAAGCUUCAGAGCAUCACAGACAUUUGUCUCCUGAACCUGGCUGGAGCGGAUCUUCUGCUACUCAUCACCCUGCCCUUCCUGGCCCACUACUCGAGAGCGGACUGGGUCUUCGGUCCUUUCACGUGCAAAGUCGUCAUGAGCAGCUACUACAUUGGCUUCAACAGCAGCAUCUUCUUCAUCAUAAUCAUGAGCAUCGACCGCUAUCUGGCUGUAGUUCAUGCAGUGAGUUCCCUCAAAACCAGAACACGCAGAUAUCAAGCCAUCAUGAUUGCUGUAACCUGGAUCGUAGGACUUUUGGCUUCAUUUCCUGAAAUAACGCUCAUUGAUGUUCAUUUACAAAAUCACACAAGCUUGUGUGAAGUUGGUUAUAAAAGUAAGGCACACCUGAGAGCAUUUGGCCUGUUUAAAAUGAAUGUGACCAGCCUUCUGAUUCCAUUUUUCAUCAUGGUGUUUUGCUACUUGAUGAUCCUGAGGAGAAUACUCCUCUGCAAGUCAAAAAACAGGACCACUAUACGUCUUGUGGUGGUGGUGGUCAUGGUGUUCUUCUGCUGUUGGACCCCCUACAAUGUUGCAUCUUUCUUCCAGGCACUAGAAGUGCUCAGUAUCUACACAGCAUGUGAAUCCAGCAAAGCCAUUCAGUUGAGCCUGCAGGUGACGGAGGCUCUAGCCUACUCCCACACCUGCUUGAAUCCCAUCAUUUAUGUCUUUUUGGGCCAGAAGUUCAGGAGGCACCUGUUUAAACUCCAGAACAAGAUGCCAUGUAUGUGUGAAAAGUUUAUGAUUUCCACAGUCACACCACAGCUAUCCCAGACAAGCAAGACUGAACGGUCCAGAACAACUAUGAAUGUCACUUCUGUUUAAAGGAAUUCAGUAUUAUUGUUCUUCUUACUAUUAUUUGUCAUGACCUUCUCCUACGAUC
Molecule: messenger RNA, 1126 nt
Organism: Paramormyrops kingsleyae
Lineage: Eukaryota; Metazoa; Chordata; Actinopteri; Osteoglossiformes; Mormyridae
Source: RefSeq, a predicted model, not a curated record